GGUCGUUCGAGGGGGUGAGGAGUAUGGAUAGUAUUGCCGCUCAAGGCAUUAAGUAACCAGCCUACCGGUACAUGCUUUGAUGCAACGUUGCCUGCUUGUGGCUGUGUUGUGAUGAUAGGUGCUUGUGAUGGCAGUCCCAGACUGUAAAUGAUGGGCACAAGUGAAGAUAAAGUGGGAAGCCUGGAAGAUGAAGCAAAGAAAAGAAGAGAAAAGCUUGCAGUCUUGAAAAGACGUCGCCAAGAAAGAGCUGCAACAAAUGAUGACGAGCCUGAUUACAAGAAAGAUGCCCUGCCAAAACCUGUGUUCCGGAGCUACAAGCCCAUCGACGAGAAGCUGAAGGAGUCAGAGCUGCCUGAGGCUGAGCCGGGGAACGUGGACGCCCUACUGGGCGCAGUCGAGACCAGCGAUGCUGCUGCCGCCAGGCCCGAGGAGGUGGACGUCGCGCAGCUGGCGCCGCGCAAGCCCGACUGGGACCUGAAGCGGGACCUGGCGCCGCGGCUGGAGCGGCUGGAGCGGCGCACGCAGCGGGCUAUUGCCGAACUCAUCCGCCAGCGGCUGGAGCGCGAGCAGGGCGCCGACGUCUUGGUGGACGCCGUCAGCACCGCCGCUGCCGCCGCCGGCGACGACGACGACGAGUAGGCGGCGGGCGCCGCAGGCGGACGGCGGACAGUGCAGGGCGUGGCGACGGCGGUUCGGUGUAGCGCGUGCUGUGGCCGCACGGCGGCAUGGCCACCGUCACGGCCCCCACUGUCACCGCCAAGGUGGUGUCGUUUAGCUCCGGUAGGCACCAGCGGCGACAGCAGUAAGACGACGGCCAGGCUAACCAGGCCGUAGCUUGCCCUGCAGCGGUUGUGCGGACCGCCUGCCGUGUGGGACCAUGGCGCAGUGUCUGGUGUUACACGCACCUGGCAGCAACAGCGCAGAACCGGACGUUGAGCGAAGCUCGCCGCUGUCUCACCGCUAAUGUGAGGGAGCAUGCUGAUUUGUCAAAAUACGCCGGGCUCGCACCAGAAUGCUGCCAGGCCGAGGUGUAAUUGUCUGGUGUCAGUGUGUGUGUUUGGAGCGUUGUUGGC
Molecule: messenger RNA, 1073 nt
Organism: Pollicipes pollicipes
Lineage: Eukaryota; Metazoa; Arthropoda; Thecostraca; Pollicipedomorpha; Pollicipedidae
Product: coiled-coil domain-containing protein 12
Cellular component (GO): U2-type spliceosomal complex; post-mRNA release spliceosomal complex
Source: RefSeq, a predicted model, not a curated record